Molecule: messenger RNA, 3709 nt
Organism: Tuber melanosporum (Perigord truffle)
Lineage: Eukaryota; Fungi; Ascomycota; Pezizomycetes; Pezizales; Tuberaceae
Exons: 6
Coding region: 636-3065 (809 amino acids)
Molecular function (GO): protein binding
Source: RefSeq, a predicted model, not a curated record
AAGCAACCCGGAGCGACAAACUGACGGCACACUAACGACUCAACGGUUAUCAUCCAACAUAUCGGGAGAUUUGAAUACGAUAGCAGGGAGAAGAAAGAAACCGGGCAAGAGGUUGGAAGCUCCGCUUUUGGAUUGGAAUCGAACAUCGCCGUAUCGUGUUACCAUUUUCCCUAUCACACCCGUUUCCCUAGUCACCCUAACCCGCUCAGUAAAGAGGGUAAAAGGAGAAAAGAAAAAAAAAGGGGGAGUUCGUACCAAGGUCCAAACGGCGGGAGAUUAUCACCGUCCCGGAGACCCAGACAGCUGUCAUCGCUCGAACGCUUUGCUGCUCCGCUGCUACUCCGACCGUCUGUCGCUGCCAACGGGGGCUGCUGCACUUGCCCAAGCACAGACCUGCAGGGCCACAAUCAAACCCACGCGGGAUUUCCUUUCUGGCGAACAGUCAAUAGAGUGAGGUCUGGUGUCUCCUAAAGUGUAAUUGGCCCUAUCCGUGAUUUGCGAGCCUUUCUCGGGUUCCCACAGGAACAGUGCAAGAAUCGUCCUUACUGUCUUCCGUAUAGCUGAUCCCGGCUGGAAGGAAUUCUGGAAGCCUGCCAGGGACAGAUAGACAAGAGGUGGAAGAGCACUGCGCGGGAAUGGCUGAUUAUGCGGCUCUCCUGGGGAUGGGAUCUCCUGCAGUAGCAGCGUUGGUUGACUCGAAUGGAAGAAGGCGUCCGUCAUUGCAGCAAGGUACAUCUUCGUCGAAAGGCACCAGUAAUGGGUCAAAGUCGAGAAACCGGUCGUCAUCUGCUACAGCCACAGGGGCUACAAACCAUAUUAGGGUACCCCCAAUGCUCAGCUCAUCCGCUUCUAUGGCUACGAUAGCAUCCACAAGCUCAGCAAGCAGUAGCUGCAAGGGGAGCUUAUCGAGGCAUGAUUCUUACACUGAUAUGGUUGCGCGGGGGUUUCCCCAACCGACAACAGGGUUGGGUGUGACAAGGGAGGGGCAGAUGAGGGAAUUACCCACAGCCCCGGUAUUCGAGCCAGGUAGAUCGGUUUCCAGCAGGAAAAUCAUGUCUGAUGAGGAAAUGCGGGAGGAGGACGAUCGAUUUGGGACUGUGGGUGUGUUGGAGUAUCGGGCUGAGGAUGGGCAGGCUAGUAAAGUUGCCGCUGAGGUUGGAAUGAGAAGGAUGCCGGGAAUAACAAGGAAGAUAUCGGAUUCUAGAAGGAUUAUUAGGCCUCCAUCGCCGGGAAGUAAGGAGGACGAUGGCGGGGGGAGCAUUGUUUUGGCGCAGGAAUUGGAACAGAGGGUUGCUUUAGCGACAGAUCAAUUGGGCAUUCCGGCUGGCUCAGCGGCUGGCUCUAAGAGGGGGUCAUCGAUGUCAGCGGCAGCUUCGACAGUUCAGGGAUACACCUCAUCGUCAGAUGAGGCAUCUACAUCGUCUUCAUUGAAAUCUGCAAGGUCCCGCAGCUCAACAUCAGGUACAUCAGGAUUACCCCAAACCAUUUCGUUUUCCCACUCAAAGAGGCGUGGUUCUAAGACACAAAUGGUACCAGCACCCCUGGAUUUGCAGAGUUGGGCAGAUAAGGGCGGUUCUGCUAGUAGUACGUCUGCGAAUUCAACAUCAGAGAGGCAAUCGUCCUCAAGACCGCAAACAGUGCCGCCAGCGCGCUCUGCUACCGCUUCGCCACUAAAGUAUGCUAGCCUUUCUGUUAGAAAUAAGCAAAAUGGUGGACUUGAGGUCCCCAACCCAGUCACAACCCCGGGAUCUCCAGGGUCUCGGCUAUCUUCAUUGGCCAGCCCGUCCGGAUCUACCCCAGGGCAGAAGACUCGAUCAAUAUCAGCAACAGCAUUGAAUUCUAUGGUAGCUCGUUCAGAUAGUACGUCUUCAGUCGCUACUGCUCCUUCAUACACUUUCAAAAACCCACCUGCAUCAACAACUACUCCAGUGAAUACAUCUAGAUCACAGAAAAGUCUUUCAUCCCGAGACCGAAAAGAGUCAUCCAAAGUAUCAUUAGCAACAUAUGCGGCCAGUGCGAAGAAUAGGCCACGACACCCGCCCAGCCUUGAACCUCCACUCCCAGAUCCCAGAAGUGCACCUUCCGUGGCCCCAGCUCCUGCCAGUGGUAUGUAUUGGUACAAGGCUCCAACCCAUGGACAGGAUAGCAUGCCAUUAAGAGCACAUACCUGCACAUUAGUAGGGAGUAGCGUAUAUGUUUUCGGAGGAUGUGAUGUGCGAACGUGUUUUAAUGAUCUCCAUGUUUUUGACGCAGAUUCAAUGUCCUGGUCCAAGCCCGCAGUCUACGGUGAGAUUCCACCGCCACUAAGAGCAAUGACUACUACAGCUGUCAACAAAAAGUUAGUGAUAUUUGGCGGUGGAGAUGGACCAACAUACUACAAUGAUAUCUACGUCUUCGACACCGUGACAAACCGCUACGCCAGGCCAAAGUUAGCCGGUGGCCAACAACCUUCCCGGCGGCGAGCCCACACCGCUUGUCUGCACAAGAACGGGAUCUACGUAUUUGGCGGAGGCGACGGCGUCCGGGCCCUGAACGAUGUAUGGAGGCUAGACGUCUCGGACUUGACUAAGCCUUCUUGGAAACUAAUAUCCGCCCCGCCCCGCCCUGCACGACCGGCGGCGAGGGGGUACCAUACCGCGAAUAUGGUGGGAUCGAAAUUGAUUGUGUUUGGGGGGAGCGACGGUGACGAGUGCUUUCGGGAUGUGUGGGUUUUCGACCUGGAAACCAAUGUCUGGAAGUGCGUUAGCAUCAAGACUAGUUAUCCGCGCCUCAGUCAUACCGCGACGAUCGUUGGGAGCUACCUAUUCGUUGUUGGGGGGCAUGAUGGUGUGGAGUACUCUAGUGAAGUCUUGUUAUUGAACCUUGUGACGAUGCAAUGGGACAAGAGAAAGGUCUACGGCAUGCCACCUAGCGGCCGGGGAUAUCAUGGCGCGGUACUGCAUGAUAGUAGGUUAUUCGUAAUGGGUGGUUUCGAUGGACAUGACGUAUUCAACGAUACCUACAUCCUAGAACUCGCCGUCAGCAGCUACUAUUCACAAAUCUCACACUUCACGAUAGAAGUCUAACUAACUGCCCAACCCAAACUAUAACCCAACCCCACGACCGCCACCCCACCGCCAUGCACCCACCGAUCCACGGGUUACCAUAUAGACACGACUGGAUGUUCCCUCUCUUCCUUUCCUUACUUAUUAUCCUUGUUGCCUGUUCAAUUCUAUUCAACGUCUUUUUCCACUCCCCAGGUGGGAAAAAAAAAUAUGGGCCUUUCUUCUUUUUCUCCUUCCGUUUAUCCCUCUUGAUUGAUCAGCCAUGACGCCGAAAACCUCCCUUCAUUUCAUUCCUAUCAGCGACAAAUUGUGUGACGGGUGGAUGAUUUCGAUUUAUUGAUGGAUCACUUGCUCAUGCUCGACAACGGCGCGGUGUCUUUUUUUCCCCUUAUUCUCCUUUCAUUGUCGUAAUCCUGAAUCGCGGUGUUUUCUUGGGGCGCAAACAGUUUUUUCUUUCGUUAUUCCGCUUCCUUAUCCGCCUGUGUUUUUGCGUCUUUUUUUUUGGGGGGGGGAGGCGGUUUGAGUCCGUGAUUCUUUACUCUUCUGAUCUUAUUUUUUUUUUUCACAUUUUAAAUCAAGUCAUGUAGGACGGAUGAUAUAUGUCCAAAAUCCAAGACUCCUUUUGGCUCUUGGGCAUUAGUACAGCACAGUACCUAGACUACCUA